CUUGUCAACAAUUAUCAGCCUGGCUACGGUCUUCACCUCCGUCUUCUCGAAUGUACGCUGCCGUAUAACAUCUCCCAGUACCCACCUGUGUUCUGGGAGAACUUCCCUCACCUCUCCACCUCACCCCUCGAUGAACCCGGGGAGCUCUCCGCUAUCCGCACGCUUCUCCGUGUCGGCCUCCCAAGAUGUGGCUAGACCGCAUUUCGGGUCAUGCGACGCCCUCCGGUCCCCAAUUCGAUAGUCGCAGCAGCUCUCCCUUGCCUCGAAGGACCUCAUCUCGCUUGGCUCCGACUCAGAACAAUCGCCCCGCCUCCAGUCGCCAAGGUUCGGCGUUGUCUCUCUUGUCGACUCCGAACGACUCAUCUACUUCCCUCGCUGCGACUGCGCGUGAAGGCUCCUCGCCUAAACCGAGUGCUGCACGACCCCGCCCAUCCGAUGUUACUGAUCCGCUCGAGGUUUUGAUUGGGAUCAUUGGAAAACAAGGCAAAACAAGAGACAGCUCUCCAGCGUCCGUCGCGGAAGUGAAACCCUCGGAGCUUGUGGAGGACAUUGAUUUCCAUGGACUCAGCCUGGAAGACUUUAUCGCGGAGGAAGAACAACCUAGAAGAGCCUGGCAAAGUGAUGUCGGCGCCCAGACCAUCCAGCAGUUCGAGAAGGAAAGGGACAAAUUCCAGGACCUGCACUCGGCAAUCACUGGCUGCGAUGACGUCUCCAAGUCAGUUGAAAUGUACUUGAAUGACUUUCAGAAUGAAUUGGGAGCUGUAUCAGCAGAAAUAGAGAGUUUGCAAUCUCGUUCGAUACAGCUGAAUGCGAUGCUAGAGAACCGACGGAAUGUUGAACAGCUGCUUGGACCUGCUGUGGAAGAAAUCAGCUUGUCUCCGAAGACCGUCCGAUUAGUGGCGGAGGGACCUAUUGAUGAGAACUGGGUGAAGGCUCUGAACGAGAUCGAGACUCGGACGGCUAGCAUCGAAGCCAAGGCCUCAGGCACCAAUAGUAGCAAGUCUAUCGAAGAUGUGCGGCCUCUGCUGGGUGAUAUCAAGAAGAAGGCAGUGGAGCGGAUCCGGGACUACCUGGUGUCUCAAAUUCGAGCCCUGCGAUCUCCGAACAUCAAUGCACAGAUCAUCCAGCAGCAGCGACUGGUUAAGUUCAAGGACUUGUACGGCUACAUAUCACGAGCCCACCCCACUCUCACGGGAGAAAUCACCCAGGCGUACAUCAAUACGAUGCGAUGGUAUUACCUGUCGCAUUUCACAAGGUAUCACCAAGCACUCGAAAAAAUCAAGGUCUAUCCGAGCGAUCGGAAUGAGGUAUUAGGAGGGGAUCCAUCCUCACAUAAAACAGGUAAUAUUGUUCCCGGCGGCCGAGCUGGUUCUGCGGCGCACGACCCCUUCUCUCUCGGCAGGAGAGUCGACAUACUUAGGGCAGGUAAUCAAAUGGCAAUAUCUUCCUACUUGGCAGAGGAGGACAAUGCUUUCCACGGACUCGAAGUCCCUUUCCGAAACUUCAACCUUGCUCUCCUAGAUAAUGUUUCCGCCGAAUACUCGUUCAUGACCGAGAUGUUCUCCACAUUGGGCUUCCAACAGAUAUCUCGCAAGGCCGUUGAGAUCUUCGAACCAGUCUUCACCCUUGGGCAGGCCCUGACCAAGCACCUGAUCGAGCAGACUACAGAUGCGCUCGGAGUUCUGAUCUGCGUGCGAUUGAACCAGCAAGCCGCAUUCGAAUUGCAGCGGCGCAAGGUACCGGUGGCCGACUCCUAUGUCAACGGAACCAACAUGCAAUUGUGGCCUCGGUUCCAAGUCAUCAUGGACACGCAGUGCGAAUCCCUGAAACGGGUAGCAGCGAACACCGGCCGUAGUGCGGUCUCCGCAUUGUCUCUUGCUGGAGGAGACGAUCUCAACAAGUCAUCCGCACCUCAUUUUCUCACUCAGCGUUUUGGACAACUCCUGCACGGCAUUUUGGUGCUGAGCAGUGAAGCCGGGGAUGACGAGCCAGUGGCCAAUAGUCUCGGCCGAUUGACCACAGAGUUUGACAAUCUUCUAGCAAAGCUUAGCCGGAUUGGCGGCGACGCCAAACGGAGGGAGAGGUUUCUUUACAAUAAUUACUCACUUGUUCUGGCUAUUAUUAGUGAUACCCAUGGCAAACUAGCCACCGAACAGAAACAGGUUAUAGGCGCAGGGGUCGUCGGACUGGCAGUUGCGCGCCAACUAGCCAUGAAAGAGGGCACAUCGACGAUUCUACUAGAGAGACAUGACGCGCCGGGGACGGAGACGAGUAGUCGCAAUUCAGAGGUCAUCCACGCAGGCCUCUACUACGGCGCCGACACCCUGAAAACCUCCCUCUGCAUCAAGGGCAAAGAGCUCCUGUACGCACUCUGCGCCCAACACAACAUCCCGCACCGCAACACCAAGAAAUGGAUUGUCGCCCAAACUCCAGAACAAUGGGAAGCCUGUCUGCGCGUGCACGAACACGCCAAACGCAUCGGCGUCCCCACGCGCAUCCUAGGCCAGGAAGAAGCACAGCGGCGCGAACCCGAAGUGCGCGCCCUGGCUGGCAUCGUGGAGAGCCCGACAACCGGCAUCAUCGACAGCCAUUCCCUAAUGACCUAUUUACAAGGAGAUUUCGAAGAUCGCGGCGGAGACUGCGCGUUCAUGACACAGGUGACAGGCAUUGAGCCCCUACCUCCUAGUGAGGGCGGCGGAUACCGGAUCAGCGCUGUGUCAGCGGACGGGAGCGAGACGACCAUCACAGCGGAGACGGUGAUAAACAGUGCAGGAAAUGGGGCUUGUGUGAUCAAUAACAUGGUGAUGCCGGCUGAGCGGCAUCGAAAAGCUUAUUUCGCCAAGGGGACGUAUUUCUCUUACUCGGCUUCUACGCCGAAGACCUCGGUGCUGGUGUAUCCGACUACGUUGCCGGGAACGGGCGGGCUAGGGACCCAUUUGACCCUUGAUAUGGGCGGCAGGAUCCGGUUUGGGCCGGAUGUCGAGUGGGUGGAGGAUCCAAGUGAUUUGAGGCCGAGUCCGGCAAGGUUGCAGCAAGCGUUGCCGGAGAUCAGGGCGUAUUUGCCUAAUGUGGAUGUUGAGGCGAUCGCUUUGGAUUAUUGUGGGAUUCGGCCUAAGUUGGGGAAGGGAGGGGCGGUGAAUACGGGGAAAGGGUUUCAGGAUUUUGUGAUUCAGGAGGAGGAAGGGUUUCCUGGGUUUGUGAAUUUGUUGGGCAUUGAGAGUCCUGGGUUGACGAGUUGUUUGGCCAUUGGGGAGAGGGUGAGGGAUAUUUUAUAUGCUUAGAUAGUUACUACUACUUUUACGUAUAUAGUAGAUGCAGACUGGGGUUGCGUACAUACUAG
Aspergillus costaricaensis CBS 115574 is the source of this 3340-nucleotide messenger RNA. Its product is annotated as Vps52-domain-containing protein. Gene Ontology annotation, molecular function: oxidoreductase activity; syntaxin binding. The record is from RefSeq and is a predicted model, not a curated record. Gene Ontology annotation, biological process: endocytic recycling; retrograde transport, endosome to Golgi; Golgi to vacuole transport. Gene Ontology annotation, cellular component: GARP complex. The transcript has 6 exons. The coding region runs from base 186 to 3281 and encodes 1031 amino acids. NCBI's taxonomy places the organism in Eukaryota, Fungi, Ascomycota, Eurotiomycetes, Eurotiales, Aspergillaceae.